This is a messenger RNA of Arvicanthis niloticus (Nile rat), 1427 nucleotides long. Lineage: Eukaryota; Metazoa; Chordata; Mammalia; Rodentia; Muridae. The record is from RefSeq and is a predicted model, not a curated record.
CAACCAUAGAGUUGAUCACUUCAGAAACCAAGGAGAGGUCAACUUGCAAAGCAGGAGGGAUAUUCCGAGCCUGGCAAAUUCUCUGUUCCUUCACUAAAAGGGGUUGGGUAGAGAUAUCUUAUGCGGUCUGGAAAGUUCUCAAUAAGAAUUCUAUGUCUUGGCUCUCUGCUCCUCCCUGUUCCGGAGAUCGCCGCAUCUUCUUGUGCAGUGCCAGCCUCGUCCUGUAGACAAAAUGGUGAAGGUCGGUGUGAACGGAUUUGGCCAUAUUGGGCGCCUGGUUACCAGGGCUGCCUUCUGCUCUGCAAAUAGCAAAGUGGAGAUUGUUGCCAUCAACGAUCCCCUCAUUGACCUCAACUACAUGGUCUACAUGUUCCAGUAUGACUCCACCCAUGACAAGUUCAAUGGCACAGUCAAGGCUGAGAAUGGGAAGCUUGUCAUCAACGGGAAGCCCAUCACUAUCUUCCAGGAGCGAGAUCCCGCUAACAUCAAAUGGGGUGAUGCUGGUGCUGAGUACGUCGUAGAGUCCACUGGCGUCUUCACCACCAUGGAGAAGGCCGGGGCCAACUUGAAGGGUGGGGCCAAAAGGGUCAUCAUCUCCACCUCUUCUGCUGAUGCCCCCAUGUUCGUGAUGGGUGUGAAUCAUGAGAAAUAUGACAAGUCACUCAAGAUGGUCAGCAAUGCAUCCUGCACCACCAACUGCUUAGCCCCCCUGGCCAAGGUCAUCCAUGACAACUUUGGCAUCGUGGAAGGGCUCAUGACCACAGUCCAUGCCAUCACUGCCACUCAGAAGACUGUGGAUGGCCCCUCUGGAAAGCUGUGGCGUGAUGGUCGUGGGGCUGCCCAGAACAUCAUCCCUGCAUCCACUGGUGCUGCCAAGGCUGUGGGCAAGGUCAUCCCAGAGCUGAACAGGAAGCUCACUGGCAUGGCCUUCUGUGUUCCUACCGCCAAUGUGUCCGUUGUGGAUCUGACAUGCCGCCUGGAGGAACCUGCCAAGUAUGAUGAUAUCAAGAAGGUGGUGAAGCAGGCAUCUGAGGGCCCACUGAAGGGCAUCCUGGGCUACACUGAGGACCAGGUUGUCUCCUGGGACUUCAACAGCAACUCCCACUCUUCCACCUUUGAUGCUGGGGCUGGCAUUGCUCUCAAUGACAACUUUGUAAAGCUCAUUUCCUGGUAUGACAAUGAAUACGGCUACAGCAACAGGGUCGUGGACCUCAUGGCCUACAUGGCCUCCAAGGAGUAAGAAACCCUGGACCACCCACCCCAGCAAGAACACUGAGAGCAAGAGAGAGGCCCUCGUUGCUGAGGAGUCCCUGUCCCCCACACUGAGCAUCUCCUCACAAUUUCCUUCCCAGACCCCCACAACAACAGGAGGGGCCUAGGGAGCCCUCCCUACUCUCUGAAAUACCAGCAAUAAAUGUUCGCUGCAC